AGUGGAGAUCUCGGGGGUGUAGCCGACUGUGAUCUAGAUUCCCCGUUCCCGACAACACUCAAAGCCCACCGCCGGUAAAGAACAAUGAGCACGUCCGAGUGUUUGGACCGCAUGGAGCUCUGUGAGAGCCUGUUAACGUGGAUCCAAACUUUUGGAGUGGAGGCCCCAUGUAAAACAGUUGAAGAUUUGACCAGUGGGGUUGUCAUGGCCCAGGCUCUACAAAAAAUAGAUGCACAGUAUUUUAAUGAAGCAUGGAUCAGUAGAAUUAAACCAGAUGUUGGAGACAACUGGAGGUUAAAGAUCAGCAACUUGAAGAAGGUUCUGAAAGGAAUUUUAGAUUAUAACCAGGAGAUCCUCGGUCAGCACAUAAAUGACUUCAGGCUACCAGAUGUAACCCUUAUUGGAGAGCAUUCAGAUGCUGCUGAACUUGGGAGAAUGUUACAACUUAUACUGGGCUGUGCUGUCAGCUGUGAACAAAAGCAAGAAUACAUUCAAACCAUAAUGAGCAUGGAGGAGUCAGUGCAACAUGUCGUCAUGACCGCCAUCCAAGAGCUCAUGAGCAAAGAGACUCCAGUCACCACAGGAACAGACUCUUAUGAGGACCUGGACAGACAGUUGAAGAAGACUGUUGAGGAGCUUAACGAGGCCUUGAACACUAAAGAAGAAAUUGCACAGAGGUGUCGAGAACUUGACAUGCAGGUGGCAGCUCUACAAGAUGAGAAAAGCAGUUUGCUGGCAGAGAAUCAGGUCUUGAUGGAGAGACUUAACCAGUCGGACUCCAUAGAGGAUGUGAACAGCCCUGCCGGAAGAAGGCACCUCCAGCUGCAGACACAACUGGAACAGCUACAGGAAGAAACAUUCAGGCUUGAAGCAGCCAAAGAUGACUACCGGAUCCGCUGUGAGGAGCUUGAAAAAGAACUGUUAGAUGUGAAGUCACAGAAUGAAGACCUGACAUCGCUAGCGGACGAAGCCCAGUCUCUCAAGGAUGAGAUGGAUGUCCUCAGACACUCCUCUGACAAGGUCUCUAAACUAGAAGGUACAAUAGAACACUAUAAGAAGAAACUGGAAGACAUGGGACUACUCAGAAGACAGAUUAAGUUGUUGGAGGAAAAAAACACAGCACUGAUGCAAACUCAUGUCAGUUUAGAAGAGGAGUUACGAAAGGCAAAUGCUGCUAAGGGACAACUGGAAACUUACAAAAGACAGGUGGUUGAACUCCAAAACAGGUUAUCAGAGGAGUCCAAAAAGGCAGACAAAAUGGAAUUUGAAUACAAAAGACUCAAAGAGAAAGUGGACUCGCUACAAAAAGAAAAAGAUCGUAUGCGCUCAGAGAGAGACUCAUUAAAAGAGACAAUAGAGGAACUACAUUGUGUCCAAGCUCAAGAGGGGCUCACUUCAGGCUUAUUUCCAAAGUUGGGCAGUGAUGGUUCAGAUUCUCUAGCUGCUGAAAUAACCACACCAGAAAUGAGAGAACACCUCAUACGUUUGCAGCAUGAAAACAAGAUGCUAAAACUGGCCCAGGAAGGGUCAGACAAUGAGAAAAUUGCAUUAUUACAAAGUCUACUGGAGGAUGCGAACCGCAGGAAAAACGAACUAGAGACUGAGAACAGACUAAUCAACCAGCGUCUUAUGGAAGAGUCGAGUCAGGUGGAGGAGCUACAGAAGUCUCUCCAAGAACAGGGCUCCAAAGCUGAUGAUUCUUCCAUAAUAAAGAAGAAAUAUGAAGAGCACAUGGAGAAACUACAGGAGUUGAAUAACGACUUGCUGAAGAAAAAUGCUGUGAUUGAUGAGAUGGAGCCUAAAUACAAUGCCAGUUGCCAACGAGUCGAAGAACUUGAAGAUGCUUUGAAAAAGAAAGAUGAUGACAUGAAACAGAUGGAAGAAAGAUAUAAGAAAUAUCUUGAAAAAGCCAAGAGUGUCAUCCGAACCUUGGACCCAAAACAAAAUCAGGGCUCAGGCCCAGAAGUGCAGGCUCUGAAGAACCAGUUGCAGGAGAAGGAGAGGAUGUUGCACUCAUUGGAAAAAGAGAUGGACAAGACAAAGACCCAGAGAGAUUACGAGGAGAAGCUGAUUGUGUCUGCAUGGUACAAUAUGGGGAUGUCUAUGCAGAAGAAGGCAGCAGAAGACAGACUGGCCAACACUGGCUCGGGUCAGUCCUUCUUGGCUCGGCAGAGACAAGCCACCAGCUCCCGGCGCUCCUACCCAGGCCACGUGCAGUCAGCUACGGCCAGGUAGACUGCUCCUGCUCAGAAAGCCCAGCGCCUGUUCUAAGACUCAACUUUACCUUUACAGAAGACAUGGUUCUAUGGUCGUGUGGAUUAAAUUUUUGUCUUAAACUCAGUGAGCUACAGAUUCUACCUUGCCCGUUUUCAUCAAUUUGUUGACCCUUAAAGAACCCACAAUUUUGAGUUUUUUUCUUAGAAUACAGUAGGAUUAUUCACUCCACAUGCAGUCUUCUAAAUAACAAGCAUAGGCCCCCUUCUAGAGCCUGUAUGAUUGAUGUUGAUUUUGAUUUUGUUGAACUAGGCUUUGAAUUAAUUUUUUAUAGCUUUAACCAUAGAUUUGUUGUAAAGUUGCGGUUUUGUGCAAUGUUUUGUUGUUGUUUAUGUUAUUUUUAGUUUGAAUUGAUUCUCUUAAGUUUGAAACAUUCAGUACAGACAUAAUAGGACAUACAAAGUAUAUAUGUAACAUAUUUCCUAAACCACAAGAUGGUUAAAGUGCAGCAAUAAUGAGAGACAGUUAUCUCUAUUUGAGAUAGUUAUUUUGUGUAGCCAUUUACAGUGCCAGCCUCUACAGGGUAGUCUGAAACAUGCCUUAUGUGCCAUGGUGACACACAAACUUACUAUAACUAUAUUUAGACUGAAUACCCAAAACACUGACAUGUUGGGCGCAGUGUAUUACAGUUAAAUAUUAGAUAAAGCAUUUGACAUUUCGCAUUUAAAGGCCAGUAAUUUAAUAUCCAUGAUAAAUCUUUAAAUUGAAUAAGCAAUAAUUGGAAUGUUGCAAUUAUAAUCAAAAUCUGACUUUGAAUCCUGCUCAUUCCUUGUGUAUUAGAAGUGAAAUCAAAAUUUUCCUAACACACUAAAUACUUCCUGAAUGCAAAGGCUCUUAAUGUUAUUUUGUCAUCUAGUGUGUCUGACUGUUGUCUUUUUGUCUCCUCCCUUGACAGCAAUAUCACUGCAUGACUGGCCCUUCUCUGAACUUCUGAGCCUGGUUUAGCAUGGUCUUAGUCGGCCUGUUCCGGCUUUGGCCUCUUCUGCAUGAACUGCCUUCUGUUUGCAUGAGUUUACGUUGACUACAAACCUCAAGCAACAAACUAAAUAACCAGCAGCAGCAUGUGAACUAACCCCUGUCCUCCGUCAUGCUGUGUAACUCUGGUUUCUCUAACCCUGUCUGUUUUAUUUGGUUUUAACCCCUCUCCUCAUGGACCUCAUGCCUGUCAACUUAACACAUCAAACAAGUCUGUUACCACUUAUUUUUGUUACAAACCUCAAACAAAGACACAAUAUGAGUUUAGCUGACAGUCUGUUACAAAGGAAGUAUUUUAGUCUAGUAUUUUAAUGUAUUAUUUUAUGUGGUCUGGCUGUUACAUGAUACCUCAAACAUGUCACUUCCUCAAAUUUUUUGAUAACAUUUGAGACAUUUGUUACGGAGAAACAUUUUUGUUACAUUACAAGUUACAUUGGAUGUCCUUGUACGUUGUCACUAUAUUUGACUUUGAUUACUGUAUGUCUGGGAGAGAAGAGGGUCUUUGCGCCGCCUGAUGCAUGGCUCCAGCACUGUAACGUUAGGAGCAGCUGGCGACCCCUCCUACUGUGGGGAUGAAUUUAGCAGUAAUUUAAGUGUUUUAACAUUUGUUUUGAACAUGAUUUUAGACACAAGCCCUUAUUAAGCCUACUUGUAUUAUUCUACAGAGCAAAUGCACUGUUGUGCAGUCUGAUGUACUGAUCCAAUACAGUAUUUGUUACAUUAUUCAUCUAUACUAAACUAUUCAGUGUCUUGCUAUGAAAACGAUAUCAGUAUAAGUAACCUAGAUUGCAACAUGAUAGUCAUGGCCCAUGGAGCUUGUAAUUGUACCAUAUGUAAGUGUUAUUGUGGGACUUAAAGGCUAUACAUGAGGGCCUAGUGUUACAUUCAUAUAGAAACCAGGCACAAAAGUAUUUUUAGUUUAAUUGUAUUUUAGCUUGGCAUUUGAAAUGAUUCUUCAGCUAAAACUGACAAUUCCAGCAGUAAUAACUUCAUGCAAACAGCUACAUAGAGUCAAAUACAUCUUUAAUCUUUUAUGUAUUCACUGUAAAUGAAUUCUGCUAGUAUUAAAUUUUCACUAUGAAAUUAUGACAUAGGAUGCAAAAUAGAUGUAUGCAUGAUACAGGCAUAUAUGCACAUGUCUAUUAGAAUGAGAGAGAUGCUUGAAUCCUCUUUGCCCAAUCGAGUGCCUUGAAGUAUUUAAAAGAACGGGGUUAGGUGGUUUUAAAGGAUGUUGCCUCUCCACCCUGUAUGAUCUGAAAAGAGACUUGUGUUCAGGCUUAAUGAGGGCUGUAACUUUUAAUUUGACUAAGUGUAUAUUAUUGUGUAACCUAAUAUUGAUUCAUGCAGUGCAUCUUAAUGGCUUAUUUAUUCCUCUGCCACUUUGACAGAACAGUGUUUUCAUUUGUAUAAUUGCACAUACUUAAACUGUUGGAGGUGAUGUGAACUCCCCAUGGCAUUUUGUACUGUAUAUUCUCCUAUGCAACCAAACACACAACACUGACCUACAGUGUUCUCAGAAACAAGGCACACAGAUUAUUAAAAGGGUGAGUGCAAUUUGGAAACACUGCAUAGAUGGGAGUAUUUUUUUGCUUUUUCCCCUCUGUAAUUUUAUUCCUAUUAAAACAAAUUCCACAUUUUAUUUAUUUUAAAGUCAAGCGAUAGAAGUUAUAGAUACAAAUUUUGCAAUGAAUAUUAAGUACAUUAAAUAAUGUGAAAUUCAUAUUGGCAGGUAUACAAAAGUUUUCACAGUCCUCCUUCAUAACCGUCCACAAAUAUUCAUUUUGUGAAAGGAAUAGAACACUUUUUUUUGGAGUCAACACAUUAUUCUUUUUUUUUUUUUUUUCUUUUACUGAAACCUGUUGCACCUUUUAACUUUCUUCACACCACCUCUCGUUUUUCUUACCGUGUCUCUUUGAGUUGGAGUGAAUGUUUUCUGUUAUUACAUAUGACCUUGUGAUAGGUCUUUGCCACAAAAUCACAAAUUCUUUGCGAUGUAGUUUUGGAUCUUAGAAGUAAGUAUGUUACAAACAAAACCUUAAGUUAAUUCCCUUGUUAACAAUUGGGCCAUCAACAGGUGAAACUAUGGAACAGCAUUAUUAUAAUUAUUUUAUUUUAUUAUUUUUUUUACUGAAGACUUUUUUCUUAACAUAUUCAAGUAGCAGUUAACCUUUUCCAUUUGCCAAGUUUUAUAUUGCCUGUAUAUGACUUCACUUUGUACAGACAUAGUGUCAGAAGUGCAGAGUACUCCAGUGGAUAUUGUUGUGCUUCCUACACUGCAAAAGCUGGAGAUACCAUGUAAAUAAAGCUUGUAUAAAAAGGA
Boleophthalmus pectinirostris (great blue-spotted mudskipper) is the source of this 5569-nucleotide messenger RNA. RefSeq names its product hook microtubule-tethering protein 3 (gene hook3). Gene Ontology annotation, cellular component: cytoplasm; centrosome. Gene Ontology annotation, molecular function: dynein light intermediate chain binding; microtubule binding. NCBI's taxonomy places the organism in Eukaryota, Metazoa, Chordata, Actinopteri, Gobiiformes, Gobiidae. The record is from RefSeq and is a predicted model, not a curated record. The coding region runs from base 85 to 2235 and encodes 716 amino acids. The transcript is spliced from 23 exons. Gene Ontology annotation, biological process: cytoskeleton-dependent intracellular transport; cytoplasmic microtubule organization.